Molecule: messenger RNA, 566 nt
Organism: Harpia harpyja (harpy eagle)
Lineage: Eukaryota; Metazoa; Chordata; Aves; Accipitriformes; Accipitridae
Product: kallikrein-11-like
Exons: 3
Coding region: 8-523 (171 amino acids)
Biological process (GO): proteolysis
Molecular function (GO): serine-type endopeptidase activity
Source: RefSeq, a predicted model, not a curated record
CACGGCGAUGGAGGUGCGAGCCAUGGUGGCCCUCAGGCUAUGGGGCACGGUGAAACUCCUGGGAGCCCUGGUCUUGGUGGCAUCCACGGGGUCUUCGGUGGCGGGUGAUAACCGCGUGGUGGGCGGCAUGGACUGCGAGCCCCACUCGCAGCCGUGGCAGGUGGCCAUCCUCGACAUGUACAAGCUCUACUGCGGCGGCGUCCUGGUGGCCAGGCAGUGGGUGGUGACGGCGGCCCACUGCACCACGCCGGGGAUCACCAGCACCCACCUGGGCAAGCACAACCUCUACACGCGGGAGUGGGGCGAGGUGCAGAAGAUGGUGCAGAAGUUUGUGCCGCACCCCAACUACAACCCCACCACCAAGGACAACGACAUCAUGUUGAUGAAACUCCUGACGCCCGUCACCCUCACCAACAGGAUCCAGCCCAUCGCCGUGGCCUCCUGCCUCCCAGAUCCUGGCACCACCUGCGUCACCUCGGGAUGGGGGGCCACCACCUCCCCAGAAGGUACCCAGUAUCUGUGACCUCUUCUGGAUGCUUGGGUCCCAUCCUGGAGGUCUGGGUCCC